This is a messenger RNA of Cuscuta campestris, 398 nucleotides long. The record is from the annotation of a GenBank genome assembly. NCBI's taxonomy places the organism in Eukaryota, Viridiplantae, Streptophyta, Magnoliopsida, Solanales, Convolvulaceae.
CAAGUAUAAUAGUUACUACUCAUCAUGAUGAGGAAGACCAAAACGGUGGAGAAGAGAGACACCACCAGAAGGAAUACCACCGGAGGAGAAACUUCCGGUGGCGGCCGCGGCGUAAACAUGAGAAACAACGCCAGGUUUCGGUACGCCGAAUGCCGCAAGAACCACGUCCCCGCCGCCAACAUAGGCGGAAACGGCGCCGUCGUGCUGGACGGCUGCCAGGAGUUCAUGGCAAGCGGUGGCGUUGAGGGGACUUUCGCCGCCCUAACUUGUGCUGCUUGCGGCUGCCUCAAAUUCUACCAUCGAAGAGAGUGAUUUAUAAUUAAGUUGUUAUUACUUGUAUUACUAUAUACUCCGUAUAUAUAUAUAUAACGUGCAUGCAAUAAUGGGUUGUUACUUGU